This is a messenger RNA of Dentiscutata heterogama, 1050 nucleotides long. The record is from the annotation of a GenBank genome assembly. NCBI's taxonomy places the organism in Eukaryota, Fungi, Glomeromycota, Glomeromycetes, Diversisporales, Gigasporaceae.
AUGUCAAUGAAAAUCGGAAAAAGUCCCGAAGGAGUCGUUAUCCUUGAUUACAAUGACAUUUUGACAAAUGUUGACGUUUCAGAUGCUAUCGAGGAAGCAUUUGGAAACCAUUCACAUUGCCUCGGUAUUAUAUUAAUCAAAAACCUACCUAAAGACUAUUCAGUAAAACGUACUCGCUUAUUACGCUUAGCAUCCGUAUUUUCUGCAUUACCAGAAACUAUAAAAAAUAAGACAGUACAUCAAGAAAGUUUGUAUAGCUUUGGGUGGAGUUGCGGUAAAGAAAUUAUGGGUGGGAAACUUGAUUAUUUGAAAGGAUCGUAUUACGCAAAUCCAAAAUAUGACAUUCCUAAUGCAACUCCAAAACAAAAAAUAGAAUUCCCAAUGUUUUGUCAUCCAAAUAUUUGGCCAAAAGACGACUUACCAGAAUUUGAACAUGCUUUCAAAGAUUUGGGGUGCUUUAUUAUGGAUGUUGCUAAACUAGUGGCUAGAGCUUGUGACUCAUUUGUAUCAUCAAGAUUACCAAGUGCAAAGCAGAAUUACCUUGAAAAGAUAAUUAUGGAUUCACAUACUACAAAAGCUCGACUAUUACAUUAUUUUCCGAUUCAAUCAAAAGAUGAUAAAGCAAAUGGAAAUAUUGAAAAUAUUGAAGAUUCUUGGUGUGGGUGGCAUGUGGAUCAUUCAUCCAUCACAGGAUUAACUUCUGCAAUGUAUAUAAACGAAUCCGAUUCAACAUUUCCUGAAGUUCAAUGUCCAGAUCCAUCAUCUGGUCUUUAUAUAAAAACUAAAUCUAAUAAAAUUGUUAAAGUUUCAAUACCUAAAAAUCAUUUAGCAUUUCAAUUGGGAGAAGCAAUGCAAUUGGCCUCUAGAAAUAAUUUGUUAGCAACUCCUCAUAUGGUUAAAGGAAUUUCACCAAAUAUUAAGAAUGAAAUACCAAUUAAUGUUAUCUCUAGAAACACUUUCGCAGUGUUUAUGCAACCACCAUUAGAUGAAAUGGUUGGUGAUAUUACGUUUGCGGAUUUUGGUAGAGAUGUAUUUCAGAGUCAUUAUUAA